Molecule: messenger RNA, 4444 nt
Organism: Musa acuminata subsp. malaccensis (wild Malaysian banana)
Lineage: Eukaryota; Viridiplantae; Streptophyta; Magnoliopsida; Zingiberales; Musaceae
Product: xanthine dehydrogenase
Molecular function (GO): iron ion binding; FAD binding; 2 iron, 2 sulfur cluster binding
Source: RefSeq, a predicted model, not a curated record
CUAUCCGGUACAUCGUGGGAUAAGUUACUUGGAGUCCAUCCGAAAUCGAUCGAUUUGGUGCGGCGACUCCCGCGAGGGCUGUGGAGGCCGCAUAGGAGGCUUCGUGUUCUUGUUUGGAGAUCGGUGUUGGCGUCCAAGGAUCGGGCUUUUGGAGGGCGACCGGGAUCUUGAAUUGGAGCAUGGGUUCGCUUACCAAGGCGCAGGACGUGGUGGCGGAGGAAGAGUGGUCAAGGGAGGUCGUCGUCUACGUGAACGGCGUUCGCAGGGUGUUGCCCGAUGGUUUGGCGCACCUCACCGUCCUUCAAUACCUGAGAGAUGUAGGCCUGACUGGAGCUAAGCUUGGCUGUGGCGAAGGUGGCUGUGGAGCUUGUACAGUGAUGAUUUCUUAUUUUGACGAACAAUCAAAGAGAUCAGUGCACCAUGCGAUAAAUGCAUGCUUGGCUCCAUUAUAUUCUGUCGAAGGAAUGCAUGUAAUAACAGUGGAAGGAAUUGGAAAUAGUCUACGUGGCUUGCAUCCUAUCCAGGAAUCCUUAGCUCAAGCUCAUGGUUCACAAUGUGGCUUUUGCACUCCUGGAUUUGUCAUGUCAAUGUAUGCACUACUAAGAUCAUCUGGUGAACCACCUACUGAAGAGCAGAUUGAAGAAACCCUUGCUGGAAAUUUGUGCCGCUGCACGGGUUAUAGACCAAUUCUUGAUGCUUUUCGUGUCUUUGCUAAAACUGAUGAUUUAUUAUACGCUAAGACAUCUUUGGAAAGCACCUCAGCUGGUGAGUUAAUUUGUCCUUCUAGUGGAAAACCAUGCUCCUGUGGGAAAGGUACAGCUAACAGGAGGGACAACUCAGUUUGUGUCAAGCAAUACAGCCCUGUCUUGUACAACAAAAUUGAUGGGAGUUUGUACUUUGAGAAGGAACUUAUCUUCCCACCAGAGCUUAUUUUAAGGAAAAAUAUGCCUCUGUGUUUGCAUGGUUUUGGUGGAGUUAAGUGGUACAGACCUCUUAAACUUCAGCAUGUAUUAGAUUUGAAGUCACGUUAUCCAGAUGCCAAACUUGUAGUUGGUAAUACUGAAGUAGGUAUCGAGACAAAAUUCAAAAAUUCCCAGUACCAAGUUUUAAUAUCUGUCACACAUGUGCCAGAGCUUAACAUAUUAAGCAUGAAUGAAAAUGGACUUGAGAUCGGUGCUUCUGUUAGGCUAACUCUACUUCAGCAAUUUCUUAGAAAGGUUAUAAUGCAACAUCCUGUUGAAGAAACCUCAUCAUGCAAGGCCAUUCUGAGGCAGCUGAAAUGGUUCGCUGGAAAUCAGAUAAAGAAUGUUGCUUCUGUCGGUGGAAAUAUCUGCACUGCUAGUCCAAUAUCAGACUUGAAUCCACUUUGGAUGGCUGCAGGAGCAAUUAUGCGGAUCAUGAACUGCAAAGGAAAUGUUAGGACCAUACCUGCAAAAGAGUUUUUUCUUGGUUACCGCAAAGUUGAUCUUGCAAAUGAUGAAGUUUUACUCUCAGUUUUUCUACCAUGGACUAGAAGUUUGGAAUUUGUCAAAGAGUUCAAGCAAGCACACCGAAGGGAGGAUGAUAUUGCACUUGUUAAUGCUGGCAUGCGUGUGCUUCUUAAACAAGAUUGUGGAAUCUGGGAAGUUUCUGAUGUUUCCAUUAUUUAUGGAGGGGUUGCCCCAGUUUCCUUAAUUGCAUCAAAAACUCAGAGUUUUCUCAGAAAAAAGAAAUGGGACAAUAACUUGUUGCAGGGUGCACUGAAAAUUUUGCAAGAGGAUAUUGUACUUACAGAAGAUGCACCAGGUGGAAUGAUUGAAUUCCGCAAAUCCCUAAUUUUAAGUUUUUUCUUCAAAUUUUUUUCAUGGGUUACAAAUGAGAUGUAUGAGAAAGGAUCUUUCAGUGAAGGCUUGCAUGGAAAACAUCUAUCAGCCAUACAGGCUUAUUCGAGACCACAAACUAGUGGAAUUCAGAGCUAUGACCUGACAAGACAUGAGACAGCUGUGGGACAACCUGCAAUUCAUCUUUCAUCAAAACUACAGGUUACGGGUGAGGCUGAAUAUAUUGAUGACAUACCACAUCCUCCACAAGCUUUACAUGCUGCUUUAAUAUUGAGUAAAAGGGCUCAUGCACGAAUUUUGUCUAUAGAUGAUGUGAUGGCCAAGUCUUCACCUGGAUUUGUUGGUCUGUUCCUUUACAGAGACAUCCCUGGAAGUAAUAAACUUGGUGUAAUUCUCAAAGACGAGGAACUAUUUGCUUCAGACAUUGUUACUUGUGUUGGACAGAUUGUUGGUGUUGUUGUGGCUGAUACACAUGACAAUGCGAAGAUAGCUUCAAAUAAAGUGCAUAUUGAAUAUGAAGACUUGCCUGCUAUCUUAUCCAUAAGAGAAGCUGUGAGAUCUUGCAGCUUUUAUCCAAACACUGAAAGAUGGCUCAUGAAAGGAGAUGUAGAGUUGUGUUUCAAGUCAGGUGAAUGUGACAAAAUCAUAGAAGGAGAGGUUCAAGUUGGAGGACAAGAGCACUUUUACUUGGAACCAAAUGGCAGUUUGAUUUGGCCAGUCGAUGGUGGAAAUGAAGUUCAUAUGGUUUCCUCUACACAAUGUCCUCAGUAUCACCAAGAAUGUGUUGCUCAUGUACUUGGACUUCCACUUUCAAAAGUUGUUUGCAAGACUAAGCGCAUUGGUGGUGGAUUUGGUGGAAAAGAAUCAAGAUCUGCUUUCAUUGCAGCUGCAGCUUCUGUGCCAUCAUACCUUCUGAGGAGACCUGUGAAAAUUAUAUUAGACAGAGAUACAGACAUGAUGAUAACUGGACAGCGCCAUAGUUUCCUUGGAAAAUACAAGGUUGGAUUUACUACUGCUGGUGAAGUUUUGGCAUUGGAUCUCCAACUCUACAACAAUGGUGGGAAUUCAUUAGAUUUGUCCUGCUCAGUCCUUGAGCGUGCUAUGUUUCAUUCUGACAAUGUUUAUGAUGUUCCAAAUAUGAGAGUUAGAGGACAAGUUUGUUACACCAACUUCCCAAGUAAUACAGCUUUCAGGGGUUUUGGAGGUCCUCAAGGAAUGCUUAUUGCAGAAAAUUGGAUUCAACGAAUUGCCAUGGAGCUACAGAGAAGUCCUGAAGAGAUAAGGGAGCUUAAUUUUCACAAUGAAGGAUCCAUGUUACAUUAUGGUAUGAUACUUCAAUCAUGUACAUUGACUCAGCUGUGGGAUGAAUUGAAGACAUCUUGUGAUUUUGUAAAGGCUCGUGCAAAUGUCAAUCAUUUUAAUCUCCAUAACCGCUGGAGAAAGCGUGGAGUUGCAAUGGUUCCUACCAAGUUUGGUAUCUCCUUUACCACAAAGCAUAUGAACCAGGCUGGUGCUCUUGUGCAAGUUUAUACUGAUGGGACAGUUCUAGUGACACAUGGAGGUGUUGAGAUGGGACAGGGCCUACAUACAAAAGUUGCACAGAUAGCUGCAUCAGCCUUCAACAUUCCCCUUAGUUCUGUAUUUAUCUCAGAUACAAGUACAGAUAAGGUACCUAACGCAUCACCAACAGCAGCUUCUGCAAGCUCUGAUCUAUAUGGUGCUGCAGUUUUAGAUGCUUGUGAGCAAAUAAAGGCACGAAUGCAAUGUAUUGCUACCACAAAGACCCAUUCUUCUUUUGCCGAGUUAGUGCGUGCAUGCUACCUGGAACGCAUAGACCUCUCUGCUCAUGGUUUCUACAUCACCCCUAAUAUUGGCUUCGACUGGAAAGUUGGGAAGGGGACUCCAUUCAACUAUUUCACAUAUGGAGCUGCAUUUGCAGAAGUUGAAAUUGACACACUUACUGGAGAUUUUUACACAAGGGAAGCUGAUAUCAUCAUGGACCUUGGUCAUUCUCUUAAUCCAGCCAUUGAUGUUGGGCAGAUUGAGGGAGCUUUUGUUCAAGGUUUGGGUUGGAUAGCACUUGAAGAGCUAAAAUGGGGAGAUGCAGAUCACAAGUGGAUUAGACCAGGCCACUUGUAUACUUCUGGACCUGGAACUUACAAAAUCCCUACUGCAAAUGAUAUCCCAGUAAAAUUCAAGGUUUCACUUUUGAAGGGUGUUCAAAAUCCUAAAGCAAUCCACUCUUCAAAAGCCGUUGGGGAGCCACCAUUUUUCCUUGCAUCUGCAGUAUUAUUUGCCAUCAAAGAUGCCGUCGUAGCUGCUAGAGCAGAAGAAGGAUAUCAUGAUUGGUUCCCACUCGAUAAUCCAGCUACCCCUGAGAGGAUCAGAAUGGCUUGCAUCGAUGAUUUCACCAAACAAGUUGCGAGUCAUAAUUUCCAUCCGAAACUCAGUGUGUAAUCUCUUUCAUGUUUUCUAUAAAAAAUUGUUGUGAUCAUAAUAAAAAAAAUGUCAGAUGAAAGCAUGAAGGUGAUAUAAACUAUGUGCUAUAUUUCUGUACUGCAAAAUUGACACAAGAAAUGGCAAUAAAGUGCAGUUCCAUGUCAGUGUUGAAGUUUUAUUGUGUA